This is a messenger RNA of Plectropomus leopardus (leopard coralgrouper), 5939 nucleotides long. The record is from RefSeq and is a predicted model, not a curated record. Lineage: Eukaryota; Metazoa; Chordata; Actinopteri; Perciformes; Serranidae.
CAAAGCUGGAAAUGCUAUAAAAAGUAAUGUGAAGAAUGUAAAUGUAGAAUUUUUUGUAAAGACCUUUAGAUAUGGAACAAACUUUCCACAUCUUUUAGGGAAUGUACUGGCGUGAAAUUCAAUGACUGGCAAUGGCACAGCUGAGCACACCUCUUUAGAGGUUGUAUAACAGCUUCUCGCAUUGCAAAUUACAUUCGAACCCGAUCCUCUUUUCCAUUCAGUUUAUCGCAGAGCUUUCCAUCUUAAACAAGGAUUGACUUCGCAAAAUAUCUUCAGUUCCCCAUUGACAUUGUAAGCACCGUACUUGUGACAACCUGCCUGCUGCCUUUCCUGCUUACAAGCCCCGACCCCCCACACACAUAAACAAGCUCGCCGGCAUUUUUGCAGCUGCUUUGCUGACCUCCUGCAGUCCUACUGAGACUCAAACAUCAAGUGAUGACCUGGAUGGUGUCAUGUGAAUGACUGAAGACCAUGAAGCCCACACACAAGCUGCUGUUUGUCCUGUGCCCCAUGCUGGUCCUGGGCUUUAUUUACUACUCCUCUGGGAAGCUACAUCUACACGUAUGGGGCCAGAAGCCGCAGAGUGAUGCAGAAGAGUCAACUGUAGCCUUGCCUAAAGAGGCUGAAGUGAAAAGAAUUACAGAGUUGGAAACGGACAUCUCCGCUGGACGAAUAGUAGGCUCAGUGUAUGAUAAGCAGGGCUUUCUGCUGCAGCUGGACACAAAACUGCCACCAGAGUUGGCAUACAAGUACGGCAACCUCAGCGAAGGAGUGUGCAAGCCUGGAUAUGCAGCAGCCAAGAUGACCGCCAUCUAUCCUAAGUUCAUGAAACCAGCACCCAUGUUUCUUGAUCGGAAUUUCAAACGUCUUGCAAAAGUCAGCAAUUACUUACCUCCAUUUGGAUUCAAAACACAAGAGAGAAUCAUAGACACCAUUUUAACUACCACGAAAAAUUACGGACUUGGAGAGGAGCUGGACAGUCUCAGCUGUAAAAGAUGCAUCAUUGUGGGCAACGGUGGAAUCCUGUUUAACAAGUCUCUGGGCUCCCGUAUAGAUGACUAUGAUGUUGUAGUGAGGUUGAAUGAAGCCCCAGUAAGUGGUUACACCAGAGACGUGGGGACCAAAACCACCAUUAGGAUUACCUAUCCAGAGGGAGCCAUCCAGAAGCCUGAAAACUAUGAAAAAGACUCGCUUUUUGUUUUUUCUGCGUUCAAACCACUGGAUUUCAAGUGGCUCAGGCAGAUGGUCUUCAAGGAGAAACUGAGGGGCAUAGAGGGGUUUUGGAAGUCGGUGGCUCACUAUGUGCCUCGGGAGCCAACAGAGAUGAGAAUCCUCAAUCCCUACUUCAUCCAGGAGGCUGCCUUCCAGUUCAUAGGCCUGCCCUUCAACAAUGGCCUCAUGGGCAAAGGGAACAUUCCAACUUUGGGAACAGUUGCUAUAACGAUGGCACUGCAUAACUGUGAUGAGGUGGCGGUGGCUGGUUUCGGCUACGACAUGAACACACCCCACGCACCUCUGCACUAUUAUGAGACUGUCAAGAUGUCCGCCAUUAAAGAGUCAUGGACACACAACAUAUCCAAGGAGAAGGAGUUCCUCCGCAAGCUGGUGAAGGCCAACAUCAUCACAGACCUGACCAAUGGUAUUUGAGUUUACACACACACACCCACAGUCUCCUUCUGCCUUUCCCAAAGGACUACAAAACAGGAAACUGAGAAGACAUGGAUCGACUCUGGGAGAAAGAACCCUUAGAAUCCGGGUGGCCUGGUCACUGUCUGGGUUUCUUAUAUCAAAGGAGAUAAUUAAAAAAAAAAUAAAAACAGAUACAGGAGGUUUUCUGUGGGGAGAUGCACACAUGUGCCUUCUGAACCAAAGACUCCUGCUGUUUGAAGCAGGGAGCGGAGGGGGGGUGGGUGGACACAGGGAGGACUGGAUCUACCCGGUCUCAUUGAGAGACAGUCGCAGGAAAGCUCUGCCGGCCCCGCGCUUCAGCGUUUACCACUUCAACCCUCGGAGUAUCACAUGAACGAAUAGUACAGAGCAGAGGUGACCGUCAACAUACAGACGUCAGGAUUUAGCUUGACUCACUGGCUAACUUGACAGAGGAAUGAAACGAGGACUGUAGCGGAGAGCGUGUGCGGGGAUGGGUUGAGUAUUAGCAGUGCCAAACGUACCUCGUAGAGGGGAGAGGCCGUCCUCCUCCUUUUGCUGCCUGAAUGUAUUCACUUUCCUCAGUGUAAAUAUCAAAGAUUUUUACUGUGCUUUUUAACAAGCUGCAGCAGCCCCCCCCCCCACCCAACCCCCCCCCGCCAUGGGUUCAUUCAUUCAUUCACUUUUUUACUGCCUGUCCAGGGUCCAAAAUUAACACUUGCCGAGCCAGAUGACAGUAGAUAAAUCAGCGGGGGUCACAGUGCCACACAGACUGGUGUCACUUUGAGACACGAACAGUUGUGUGUUUUAGUAAAAUACAGACUUCAGUUCUUGCAGUUUUCUCUGUAAAGUCUUUGUCUGCAUCCAUUAAGCAGGUUCUUUCUGCUUGUUAAGUUGGUUCCACACAGAGCAGCUGUGUGUGUUGUCCUCAUGCGACUGCUCACAUCAGGUAAGAGGUCACUGAAAGGAAAAUAAAGAUUAAAGAUUCUUUACAUUAAAUAGCAUUGAAAGCACUUAUCAGGAAAAAUGUAUAUUUUGGUCUGUGUAAAUUAUUUUAAUCGUAGGAUUUUUUUGUUUCGAGUUUACCAGUUCUGGCAGGUAAGCCCAAAGGUUAAAUUCGGACACUGAUCAUCUCUCUCCUGCACCUCUUUGUCUCUUUGUAAAUCCCUCCUCCUCUCGGCUCAGUCAUGUCACGGUACUGUCUUCAUCACUUCAUCAGACAUACAGUAACGUGUCCUGGUCAAGGAGAGCAGAUUCUGUAUGUCGGGUCCCUCCUCCAACCUCCUGUUGCUGCAGAUUUUCUUGUUCUUCAGUAAAUGGUGGAAUCUCAGAUUGUAGAAUAUAAAUAUAUAUAUUUUUGUUUUUAGUUUAAUUUUAAUUAUUUAUUUUUUCUUGUUACUAAGUCCCAGCGUUUUGGUCACAGGCAGGCCUGCUUUCUGUUUUUUUUUUUUUUUGUUAAAGAAAAAUGCAAAGUUUGUGUUUUUUUUCUCCUUCUUUUCGAUUUCACCGCCAUGUGCUUCCUCAGAGACUGCAUCAUCUUUUAAGUUUGUGGCAGAAGCAGUGUUGUGAUUAAGCCAAAUAAAAACAGACUCAUCAAUGGAUUCAGUAAUAAAAUGUUGGUAGACAGCAGCCCUUUAUUCUGUGCUUUAUGCAGUUUGUGCUAACAACAGACACAUAUGAAACAUUUCUUCAUUUACAGAUGAUCUAGAGGUGAAAAUUCAUCGGUCCCAAAUUACCAUGUUGCAUGUGCUGAUCAGGCCUUUGCACUUUGCAGAUGAAGGUUCUGCCACAUACUUUUCAGUAUUUCAACACUGCAUGAACAUAGAAAGUGUUCAGUAUUACACAAUCAACCCUUUUGCUUCUUCUUCUGCCCCCCCACCUCCCUACAACAUAACAAUGCGAGAAUGUCAAAAUGUUACAUUUUCCUUUUUGUCAUCAAAUGAAUGCGAUAAUCAUCUUUAUGUGUAGUGAUGUUGCGUUUAAAUACUGCUUGACCAAAGCAGGGUUUUGUUUUACAGAUUUUGUCAAAUGACAAUUCAAUGAGAUUUUCACCCAUUUUCUGUUUCUACUUCUUUGGAAGUGCUUAUUUUAAAGUACGUUGUACACACACGGCUUCACCUCCAUUAUUCUCAGUGAGCUGCUGCUGUUGCAUCUGUUACAUCGCUCCAUCUCUUUUUCCUGAUUAGUUUUCACAAACACCGCUGGGAUCGUGCAGCAGCAGCUUGUCCUACCCAGUCAGAAUGGCUCCACUGGGUUUGAAGGAAUGGAUCACUUAUUUGGAAACUAGACCCAAUUUGGGACUUUUGUUGAGAGCAAAGGUACAGCUGACCGUUGCACUAUCAAGAGGCGCUCUCAGUGCCUUACACCUCAUCACCUGGAAACUGUAGCGAGGAGUUUGACGCGACAAAGUAACCGCAGCUGAUUCGGUAUGUACAAACAGCUCCAGGUCAGCACAGGUCACAUCUCAUUUCUGUGAUUUGGGACCAGUCCAUUUCAUAUCUGUGCUGUAUGUAUACAGUAUAUACAGUUUGGGAAGACCUGAAGCUCCAUACUGGUUGUUUUGCAUGUUUUAGCCCAAAACUUUAAAUUUUGGCUGCUAAACAGCAGCCGUUAUAAUGCAAGAAAUCUUUGCUUUGUCCGUGGUUGCUGAUGUUUGUUUGCAACAUUGCUCACUGAUACCAUGGUUUUCGGCAGCUUGCUGUUAAAGGGGCACUCUCCACCAAUUUUACACAUGAAGUUCAGUGUACCCCUCAUGAGCAAUGAUUGUAUAAAGAAAGUUUGCACUACAGCUCCCUAAAAGUGAAGCCAUAGCAGGAAUAAUGUAUGUGCAGGAAUGUUUCAAAUUAAGUUAAAAGUAUUGCAUUGAGGUACAACUCAUUCGCAGUAAUAUCUGAUCUGCAGGUCUCGAAAGGCUCUAUAGCUUUCUCACAAACAUAGAACAUGGUGACUAUUGAUUCGUUUCGCUAAGGCGUCUGCAGGUGGCCUUGGAUCGUAUUAUAUUUUAUACAAUGAAAUACAAUAUUUGUGAGAAUUACAUUUGUGCAAUUAUUGAAAAAGUUCUUAAUGAAACACCAUAAACAAAUGCUUUCAAUAUGAAAACGUACUACGGAAUAUCGGCUGCCAUCUAUUCACCAAAAAGUUCUGUCAGGUCGAGGAGGCUAUAAAAAGUGCACCUAUUGCAAACCUAAGCAGACAGCAUCCUUUUAUUUCUACUGCUACUGCUGUUACCUUCCAACAUCUCAUUUCCAAUGAUGUUGAGCAUGCGUCUUACCUCAUAGCUCCCAGCGGGUCAAAGAUGUGUCCCAGCCUUAAUUCGAUGGCCUCGAUUGCAACUGCACACACUGAUGCUCCAAAUGAUAUCACAGCGCUCGUACCAGAAAUUUUUGACUUUUUGGCUUAAUUUUUGUUGAGGAUGGGGAGAUGCAGUGUAUAGCUUUAUAUACAUGCUGUGGUUAAGAGGAGAACUACUCAGCCUGUAAGAACAUUUGCUUAAUGUCUUCUGUGGCUCUGGAGGGAGCUUUCGAAAGUCUGAGACAAUGUGGGAUCUGGUGUUCUUGGAGCUUGACUUGUAUAGGGACUAAAAGUCAGGAUAUCUUUGCUUUCUGCUGCUACGGUUUUGAUUUUUUUUUUGUAAUCAGUCUCUUGUGAGGCUCCCAUUUUUAUGGAUGUGCAAUGCCAAAUCACUGGAGUACCUCUUUAAUGCUUGAAUGUUUGAACAUCCUUAAAUGCGAGGAGAGUUUGAAACUGUCCCUGCUGACCGCCACAGGGUCGUAUCACUUUAAUGUGACUUGACAAAAAAUAUAUGAGACUGUCAUAGAUCAUGGGACAUGUUAGAUUUAUAGCGUCGUGAAAUCAUUUGAAACCAGUGGCAGAGAAUCAAUUUAAAAAUUUCGUUGCAUGUUUUGGAAGAUGGUCAUUAAUUAAGUAAAAUAUAUGUAGUCAGCGGGCUAAAACACACCAAACCACCAGUAUGGUCUUCAAAGCUUUGAGACUACGCAGACCCUCAGUUGGAGUUUCUUUUUUUUUUUUCUUCCUCUUUUUCUAGGUUUUGAGAUUUUACGCAUGCUGGAGUUCAAAUGGAUUGGACCCAAAUCGCCUCGUCUUCAUAACCUCUUCAUGUUAAAGCAGAAUGUAUUCGCUUUUGUCUUUCAUCAUAUUUAUGAACUUUUUUUUUUUUUUUUAAAUUUCACCAUCAUCAGAAGGAAGUAAAAGUGAUCAAAGGUGUUACUGUUUGUUUUUUAUAUACAGUUAUAAAUGGCUUUCUGCAACUCAAUAAAUAAGUUUGUAAUGGA